UGUUCGGGUGAGGAGAGGAGAGAGCGGAGCUCCGCCAGCGGACCAGGGAGAGAGAGAACGUGGUGAGGAAUCCCAGCAGCCCCAGGAGAGCGAGAGUCGGACCGGCUGGACCCCCGGAGGAAGACCCGAGAGAGAACCACGUUGCCACGGGAGAGGCCUCUGUUCAGGGCUGCAGCAUGUUCACUUCAGUGAAGGCCUUCGAGGGGCAGCAGUACUCCACCCUGAAGAGGCAGUGCUUGCAGAGUGGCCUGCUCUUCGAGGACCCCCGCUUCCCCGCUACCGACGACUCGCUCUUUUAUCAGGGCAACAGGAUCGGACGUGUGAUCUGGAAGAGGCCUCGGGAGCUGUGUGAAGACCCUCACCUGUUUGUAGAUGGCAUCAGCGCACAUGAUUUACAUCAGGGACAGCUGGGGAACUGCUGGUUCGUAGCGGCAUGCUCCAGUCUGGCCUCCAGAGAGUCUCUGUGGCAAAAAGUCAUUCCCGACUGGAAGGAGCAGGAGUGGGAUACAGAGAAGCCAGACUCGUAUGCCGGAAUUUUCCACUUCCGCUUCUGGCGCUUUGGUGAGUGGGUGGACGUGGUGAUUGACGACCGGCUACCGACGGUGGACAACCAGCUGGUCUACUGCCACUCCAACGACAGUAACGAGUUCUGGAGUGCCCUGGUGGAGAAGGCCUAUGCCAAGGUUUAUGGCUGCUACGAGGCUUUGGACGGGGGAAACACCGCAGAUGCACUGGUGGAUUUCACAGGUGGUGUUUCAGAGCCUGUGGACCUGCUGGAGGGUCAGAUGGCAACAGACGAGGUGGCCCGUAACCAGCUGUUUGAAAGAGUUCUCAAAGUCCACAACAGAGACGGUCUCAUCAGCUGCUCCAUCAGGGCGACCACGGUAGAGGAUAUGGAGGCUCGACUGGACUGUGGCCUGGUCAAAGGCCAUGCCUAUGCCGUGACAGAUGUACGGAAAGUGCGGCUAGGUCACGGACUGCUGGCCUUCUUCAAAUCAGAGAAGCUGCACAUGAUCCGCAUGAGGAACCCCUGGGGAGAGAAGGAGUGGAGCGGCCCCUGGAGCGACAGUUCGGAGGAGUGGAACAAGGUGAGCAAGAGCGAGAGAGAAAAGCUGGGUGUCACCGUGCAGGACGACGGAGAGUUCUGGAUGACAUUUGACGACUUCUGCCAGUACUUCACUGACCUGAUCCUGUGCCGCCUCAUCAACACCUCCUACCUGAGCAUCCACAAAACCUGGGAGGAGGAGGUGAUGAGAGGCUCCUGGGUCCACCGCCAGGACCCCCUGCGCAACCGGUCCGGUGGCUGCAUCAAUCACAAGGCCACCUUCCUACAGAAUCCCCAGUAUGUGUUUGAUGUGAAGAAAGUGGAGGACGAGGUGCUGAUUUGCUUACAGCAAAAAGAAAAGAGAGCCACACCCAAAGAGGGCAAAGGGGAAAACCUCGCCAUCGGCUUUGAUAUCCACCGGGUGGAGCUAAACCGUAAGUACCGUAUGCAUUCAGCCCAGCAGAAAGUAGCGGGCUCCAUCUACAUCAACUCGCGCUGCGUCUUCCUCAGGAAGGAGCUGAAGGAGGGCCGUUACGUCAUCAUUCCCACCACCUUUGACCCCGGGCAGCAGGGUGACUUUCUGCUCCGUGUCUUCACUGAUGUGCCUUCAGACUGCAAAGAGCUGACUCUGGACGAGCCUCCUCAGACAUGUUGGACAGGGAUGUGUGGCUACCCUCAGCUGGUCACUCAGGUCCAUGUUCUGAAUGCUGAGGGUCUGCAGGGACAGGACUCCAAUGGAGCUGUAGAUCCGUACGUGAUCAUCACCUGUGAAGGAGAGAGGGUUCGUUCACCAGUUCAUAAGGACACACGCUGCCCAAACUUUGACAUCAAAGGCCUGUUCUACCGCAAGAAACCCAAGGAUGGCAUCCACAUCGAGAUCUACAACAAGAACAUGAUCGUGGACACCUUCCUGGGUCAGGUGAUCAUGUUCAGCGACCCCAACGAGCGGCAGGAGCAGCACACGCUUCACCUCCGCGACAAGGGCAGCCGCCAGGACAACGACCUCCCGGGCACUCUCACUGUGCGCCUCAUCACCUCAACCACGCUCACCAACAUCUGAUGCGAUCGUUUGUGUGAUUAUGAUGAUCAACACACAAGGUGGCGUUCAAUCGUGCCCGCUGGUCGUGUCCGCCGUUGAUCCUCCAACUAUGGCAGGAGCUCACUGUGUCUUUUUUUCUGCCGCUUGCGCUUUUCUCUUUGUGUCUCUUAUUGUUUCCCCUUUUUUCUUUUGCUUCAUCAUUUAAAUUCUUUGAAGGUUUUUAAAGGCCUUUACCUACAUUUCUGGAUGAGAAGUGUCCACAGACAAUAUUUGGGGUUUGUAUUUAAUAUCUCUGAACACAUUCCUGCCAAAAUCAUCAGUUAUUUAGUGUUUGCUUCAGAAAUGUGUUCUCAAAGUAGGUUUUAUUGCAGCUUUUGUAGCCUGAAUCUCCAUCAACAACUGAGCUACACUUUAACACAUUUUUCAGAAUAUAAGCUUAAAUUAGUGAAUCGGUCAACCCGAAACUACAAUUUCUUAUUUUCUUUUUCUGCAUAUUGUUAUAUUCAAACACACACACACACUCAUACAUACACACACAAUACACAUGCAGACAUUUCUGCACUCUCCAUGCAUGUGCCAAUGUUUCCAAGGGCUAUGCAUUGCCUUAAGGUUGAGUCUGUCUCUCCACCUUGAGGAGGCGGGGGAAUAAAGUUAAAUACUCUUUAUGUUCUCCAUCAGCUGUCUUCAGUGUUAGCACAGCCUCCAUUUCUGUUCCUGCUUUUUCCCCUCAUAGUUUUACUUUCUAUCUCCUAUAUACUGACACAACAUAUACUCUUUAUACCUGUGGAUAAUCGCCCCACACCGUCAGCUCACCCAGACACCUCAAGUCUUCACCAGUUUGCCGGUGCUUUGGAGAGCAUGCAGCACUGUCUGUCACUUUUUAUUGUGGACUUUACAAAAGGAAAGCCAACAGCAGCUAUUCUCUCCCUCUUUACUGAGAGCUUUUCUGUGUUGUUCUGUGAGCGCGCUCAUGUGUGAAAUCUUGCCUCCCGUCUUCCAUCACUAGAACCACUUCAAACUCCCUGAGACGCUUUUCUGCCGGUUGCUAUGGACGAUCUUAAAAAAACUGCAUGGCUUAAAAACUAAACUCUUUGCCUGUGAUGCACAUCUUUCCGGUCGUAGCUUAGCAGCCGGUGCUUUUGACAGUGCUAUCCUCGCUGUUUGAUCCCACUCCAUGUGUACACCUCCCCAGUUCAGCGGAGUGCAAAGAUUCACCCUGACAUAAUCAAGUGCUUUAUGGGACCAAAGAUGAGCCUCCGCUCUCUUAGUCCCUUUCGGACCGCCCUGGCCUGGCCUGGCCCAAGCCUAGCUACAAACCACCACCCCCUGUGCCACAUCAUCUCUUAACGGCAACACCACUGCCUGACGCUUCCUCUGACUUGAGUCUUUUGGCCCAGGCCAUGGACUCAUGCCACGUGACCCUGAGAGAGAGGCAGCAGCUGUGCUGCUGCUGUUGGCACAGAACAGGCAUGAGUGUGUGUGUGUGUGUGUGUGUGUGUGUGUGUGUGUGUGUGAGACAGUGUGUGUGUCCUGCUAGUUCCAGUCUUGCGCUGCGUGUGAGUGUCUGGGAGUGCUUGAGGAUGAAUGAAUGUAUAUCUGUUAAUCCACCUGGAAAAGAAAAUGAUUUCUGAGGAGAGGUGUGAACCGAAAGGAAAAGAGCCCUUUAGCGGAACACACACCUUGCACUUUAUUUAAGUUAAAAGGGGAAAAAAGACCCUUAAUGGAUGAGAGAAAGACGAGGGUGAGCAGAGAAGACGUCCUGUCAAACAACCUGUGCCAUCGCCUUGGUCCUGGAUUUGCCUCCACGGCAGGAAAACAACAUGAGACAAAAUGUUAAGUGAUUUCAGAAGGAUUACAGAUGGUUUUUGCAUAUUGAACCAACACUGGUACGAUGCUAUCUAUCUCUGAUGAACUUUGGCAUUUCUUGAUCAUGUGGCCAUCGAAUGGGCUUGGGCACCUGGGCUUUUUGUGACAGAAGCCCAGACAGAAAAUCACAACAUGUGUUUUCAAAAGUGCAAUAUCAUUGCAGAGACUUUUCAUUCCAAGUUUUAUUGAGUUCUGGGUUUGUCUUUGUCUUUUUAUUUUUUUCAUAAUAAGAAUUAAAAAUGUAAGUCAUUUUCAAGACAUUUCCUUUGAAUGUAAGACAAACAGUUAGUGAACUAAUCUCUCAGUCAAACUAUCAAGUCCGUUUUCCUGAUUUUUUCAGCGCCUUUUUCCAUUACUUGAACUGUCACACAUGGCAUUUAAUAGAUCACACACACCUUUGUGUACAGCAUCUUUAUAAAUGUGUCUUGCAUGGGUUAUUUUCCAAUAUGUUCAUGGCCUUGUAUUGUACUGUUCAAUUGUUACUGAUAUAUAUAUUUAUUCUUUCUAUCUCAAAAGUCUUGGAAAUGCUAGUUUUGAGCAGUCAGCAUGUCUACACUAAUGCACCUCAUGUCGGUCUGAUCAUAUCAACAGGUUUGAAACAGUUAUGUCUUGUAAUACAGUGAUGCAUUCAUAAUGCCUCUAGCAUCGUGAACAUUAGCAGCAGUUGUCGACUUCUAUUUAGGUGCUAUUUAUCUUCUCUGUGCUAUUUUUUAUAUUGUUUGGGAAAGAAAGCAAGUGUUUGGUAACAGGACUGAAUUUGGAGAAUGUGAGCUUGCAGACAGACAGUGUUAGAAACUGUAGCGCCAAGGAGUGUCAGGUUAGACAUGUGAGCCUGUGCCUGGAUGGCUGCUGGUUUUUAUUUACAGACCAGGUGGGUAAUGAAAGAAGCCCUUCUCCCACCCUCACUGAGUACCGCUGAAGUGUCCUUGUGCAAGGCACUGAACUCCUAACUGCACCAGUGGAGCCUCGUAGUGGCCAGCUAUUGUACAGCUUCCAUGUGUGACUGACUGUACAUAUUUCUGUGUGAUUAUAACCCCCCUCCCAGGUCAAUACUGUGAAUAUGUUCAACUUCAGCUUAGACGAGGGUGGAAUGAAGGGUUAAUGCGAGAGAUUAUUGGUGCCAAAGGAGUGUAUUGCACAAAAUGAGUACACAGACCAGGGGGUGGAACUAGCUCCUGUUUGUUCUUCUCACGUUUUACUGUUACUUUUGAGUCACAGAAUGAAUAUCCUGCAAUCUCUGAAAAUCCAAGAUGUAAUUCAACAAAACUUGUUACUGAUCUGAAGAAGUUUCCAAAAUCCUCAAAGCCCCUUCUUAACAUCUGGAUACAAUAUAUUUUGCUCCUGUCAUGUUUGGUAACACCACAUCUCUCGUUAUACCUUUCGUUUGCUUGUCGUGAGCAACUCGAGCUUUCUAGAUAAUUCCCUAGGGUAUUUUCAUCUAAUUUGCAGCCUCUCCUAGGCCCCUUUUACACUGCCUCUUCAAGGCGAGAAUCUCACGCUGUUAUUCUGCCUCCCCAAACUGUGUAAAAAGUACAGUUGUGGAAUGGGGGGAACAGAGUUGUCUUUCCCUUAAGCUGGCAUCAGAGGUAAUAACAGCACCGAAAUGAUGUCGGUAUAAGCAGGACAGCUGGCAAGGUAGCAAAGUAGCUGCUAGCAGUUAGCAGCUAACUUGAAGAACAGCAGCCAAAAAUAUCCACAAACUGGGAAAAUAAUGAGGUCCGGGAGCUCCUUACCCAGUCAAUUUUACGUGUAUGUUAUAUGUCACACUAAAGGCUGACGCUGUUGUGUUACAUGUCACGCCUGUCACGCCUUUUUUGAUUCUGUGAUGCUGGCAUGCUGCCUAAAGUCACACAUUGGAGUUCCAUGAUGCCGUCAUUGUUCAGUUCUGUGUAAAAAUGCAAAGGUGGCGUAAAGAAUGGACUUCGUAGCGGCUCUAUAGCACAAUCUCUGUGUUAAAAGGACUCAAGCCUGACAUCACCAGACGAAACACAAAUUAGUCUGAAACUUCUUAAGGUGUUUAGUAUCUUAAUGUAUUCUUAAGGUGUGUAAUCAACUGGCAAAGAACAAAAUGCCUUUAAACACAAUUGAAUAGACCUACAGCCAACUAGAGCAACAAAAAAUAAAGGGAACGUGUAGGAACUUUCCAGCUCUUGAUAUUAUGUUACAAGCUGACACCACCCGGCAGCCAACCGGCGACUAUCAUAUCACCACAAAAGGUGCCUUUGUGCAUUGGUGUCUGACACUGAAAUCACUUACAAUGUAUUUGACGAGUUGGGAAUGAGAAUAGGCCUGAUGGUGAGAAGUGUCUUGGAGGAUUCUGAAAAUCCCUUUUAAAAAAUAGUACAAUUUUUCAAACAACCUUCUUGAUUUUUCAGAGAUCAUUUUCUAGAAAUUUUCACUUAGCUCUGUGAUUUAAAUUCAAAAGUAAUACUACAGAGGCACAAACAGGCAUCAACUAAAGACUAACAGACACACUUCAACCCUGAUUUGGCUUAAAUUACACACAACAAUCACUAAACCAUGUCGGGUUAAUAUGAACUGUUAUAUCAUAAUCUGUUUUGUUGAUUGGACGGAUGCUGAUUUUAUAUUCCAGAGUUUCACUUCUGAUGCCAGUACCAUAUUUUACAUUGAGAUUUCACAUCAGGUUUUACAGCAACAACCAAUUGUGUUAUUUCUUAGAUGUUUUUUUUAUGAGUAUGGAUGUGGCACAGAAAUAUAACAGCUAACACACAACCUGACAGCUUUGAUAUAUGGGAGUAUUUGGGGAUUCAGAGUCACUGUGUCGCUCACAAUCCCACAGUAAUAGUACGAGCAAGGAGCCGAAAUGUGGGAACGAACAGUGUGUUAAGCUCAAUGUGAAAUCUUAUCAAACACAUGUGCCACAGCAGUGCCAAAAAGACAAAGGGCCUAUUGAAAAGGGAUGCUUUUGUAAAGAUGUGACUGUUUGAAAAAUGUAAGACAGUUGAAGUUGUUGUCUGUUUGUUUUUAUUGUUGUUCUCCACGUCAUGUCUUCUUUUGUUUUGAAGUGAUUCUCAUUACAUUGCUAUUGUUACUCAUUUGUAAUUGUUGCACAUUGUGAUUCUCUGCCAAAAGUGUUACGGCUUUCACUGUUAACCACUACACACACACACACACACACACACACACAGUAUACACACAAACACUCCAGCUACUAGACUAACCAGACUUGGUUGGAGUGUACGGACCUUGACUGGUUUUUUGACAGUUGCUACGAAGCUUGUCGGUUAUCUGUACAUAUUUUCCGCACGGCCAUGCCAAAGCAGGUUUUAAGAACACGAAACCCUUCAAAUGAACUGCUCACAACGGUGGUGACUUUUGUACGAAUCCAGAAAAAGAAAAAAAUGCCAGUGCAUGUAGCAAAAUCGCUUCAAAUCUGCUCGCUCCAUUACGAAUCACAGAAUAUAUAUUUUUGUUUUUCUUGGAGUGUUGUAAAACAUAAUCCGCUGUUGCUACUUUGAUAAACAUACUGUGUGAAGUAGAAGGCUUAUGUUGCACACUUGCAUGCAUUGAAACAGUAUCCAGUUUUAUAACAUUUUGUAUUCAGUAACCUGCAGUAUACAGUAUGUAUAUAAAAGUAGCAGCAACUUAUCAGUUGUUAUUAUUAUGGGAUCCAUGUUUUGAUGGAUGUUAUACAGUAUAUUCUAGACAUUCAUUUAUAAAGAGGAAGUUGUCCUUUCCCACUUCCUCUAGUGAUCAGCAAGAAUACUUAGAGGAAUCAACUGCAUUAUUUAUUGAUGGCCCCAUGAUACCUUGCAUUAAUUAUGGGUGUGAAUUCUGGUUCUUCCUUUCACUGCACUGGCAUCUGCAAAAGUUAGCGGUAUGAUACAGGUGUCUUUAAUUUUCUUGGAGAUUUAGGAGCAGUGACUGAUGUGGGAACACAGCCUGUCAAGCCUAAAAGGUGAAGACAUUUUGGUAAAUUCAUUAAUUUGUUUUCUUGCCGAGAGCUAGAUUAGGAGAUUGAUCCCGCUCUCGUUUCUGCAGCAACUAUGAAGCCACCACCAGCAGACGCUUAGCUUAGCGUACAGACUGGAAAAUGAGGGAAAAAACAAGCCCCCUUUAUCUAAAGAUGACCUACCAGCACCUCUGAAGGUCAGAGAACUAGCGGCAACAAAAGCUGAUUGUUGUGUCGCCUCACAUUGCCUGUCUCAGCCAAAAAGUUGCACACAAAUACACAUCAAAGACUACUGCUGAUGACCAACCAGCAUGUACGUUCUGGAAAUAACUCCACACCAGCAGACAGUCUGUAUUCGUCAUUCAAAAAGGAAAACUGCAAGACCGUCUUGACGCUGGUCAGCCAGUUAGCACAUUAACAACACAAUCCGAUGCUGAAAUAACAGCAUAUUUACCGUGUGCCAGUGAACAAAAAAAAAAAAUGAUGCCAGUGAACAUCACAAAAUGUUUUUGCUUAAUAGCUCAGUGGCUAAAGAAAAAUACUCUUACCUCAUGUAACAAGUUCGAGUUGGUCUCACUUCCUCUUGACUUUAGCUCUUUGUUUACUUUCCUCACUUUUGUUUCUCUUUUUGUGCGCUGAGCUGAACUGCCAGUCAGAGUGAUUUCAUUCACCAGCGGGCUCCCUUGUCUCUACGUCUAUUUUACAUGCUGAAUUGGCCAAAAAAAUACUAACAGGAGCCGACGAGGGGCAACAGCGCAGGACACACUGCACCGACUAGGGCAACAGACACUCACCAACAGCCCAACAUCAACCAAUGGCUGACUGUCAGCUUGGUGUCUCAGGGCUUUAAAGUUUUGUAAUGAACAAGUUUUACCACUUAAAAAAAAAUCAGUUUGACAACGUAAUCCGCAAUUUUGCAGCCGCUGUCUAUUUUCAUUGUGCAUUGUGCAACGCCCUGUGUGAUGACACAUCCUUGAUUUCAAUCGUUCUGAACAAAACUGGCGAAAAUGCAGACUGGUUUGCUAGCUAGCACUAAGGUUCAAAGAAUCCUGAAUGGAACUGGUUCAAGAACCAGAGCAAAUCUGGUGAAAAAAUUGGGUAAAAGUGAGUUGCUACCAUAUGUGAUGUGGAACUUUAAAGCUCAACUUUCCACACUGUUUUUGAAGUAGGCAAGGUAACUUAUUACUGUCCCGACAAGCCUCAAAGCUUCAACAAAGUUGCUAAAUAUGCUACUGGAAGUUAUCGGCAACCACUUUUUAGGUACCCCUCCCAUCUGUCACUAGUUGGAGGCUGAGGUAUGGUCACAUCUUAGUUGAGGUGUGAAAGUUGCUCCACUUUUACACCUUUCAGAAAAGGGAAGACACCUGGAGCAUGGCACUCACAAGGUAUCAUGGGACCAGGAAUAAGGUAGAUGGACGAAAACUGAAAACGGGGAUUUUUGUGUUUAUUUAGGAAACUUUUUUCCCGUUUGUCACUUGUAGACAGAACAAUGACUUGAUGGCAGUCGAGGUCUCCUUGCCUGCUGAUCUUAUAGCCUCGUUAACUUGGAUACUGCUGCAUGUGUCUAAUGUUACUAGACAUUGGUUCCAGACAGAUUACACCAGGUACUGUAUUGAAUUUGACAAUGUUGUACCAAGUCACCGGAUUCCUUCCGCAUCCUCGUCAUCGACAUUUUUAUCUGAGAUCGAGUCUUGUCCACUCAAAAGAAUGAGCUUGUGAUUCUUCUUGUAUUUUUCUGCUGAUGUUUAUUAACUGGAAACUGGAAUACCUACUGCAUGGUGACACUUCUAGAAGAUGCUACGGUCUUUAUAACAAGUAUCUUUUAUCAGUAUUUUAUAACCUUGUUAAUUUUAUAUAUCCACUUUACCUUGCGUUCCAAUCUGGUAUGUUUACUGAUAUCUAGGUUUCAGAGAACUGUGCUGUAUGUUCUGUACUGUGUGCUUGUCCGUGUGUUCUUUUCAGCGUGAGCUUUCCUUUUUUCUUUUUUUAAUGCGUGUUCAUUGAAUUUGGUUCUCGGUUACACUGUGGUUAUUUUAUAGCUACAAUAUGAAAUUAUUAUUUUUUCUUUUGUAUUUAAUGUCAACUUGUGGCAUGACUUUGAAA
This is a messenger RNA of Epinephelus lanceolatus (giant grouper), 9966 nucleotides long. RefSeq names its product calpain 5b (gene capn5b). Lineage: Eukaryota; Metazoa; Chordata; Actinopteri; Perciformes; Serranidae. Gene Ontology annotation, cellular component: cytoplasm. Gene Ontology annotation, molecular function: calcium-dependent cysteine-type endopeptidase activity. Gene Ontology annotation, biological process: proteolysis. The record is from RefSeq and is a predicted model, not a curated record.